CUCGCUCUCGACGUAGACGUCCUCUCACUUUUCGUGAUCCCAUAGAUCUCCUUGAGCCUGGUGCUCUUCCUGUCCUUAUCCUCUUCAACUCUAGACUUGCUUCCCAGAAUAUACGACCCAUAACGUUUCUUGCUCGCCAACUUAGCACUUCAAUAGCUUAUCGCCAUGUACGCAUUCCUGAAGACCGCUCUUAUUCUUGCCUCCGUUUCAUCCACCAUUGCUGCUCCUGCCCCCAAACACGACCGUAAUGUGGCUCUUAAUGUCCCAAUGAAGCGUCAGGACUCUACCGCCUUCGGCUUCGGCUCGGGCUCCUCAACCUCUGACCAGAGCUCUUCCAUCCCUACUGGGACCUCAGCCCCCUUCGGCGAUUCUUCUUUCAUCCCAUCAGCCACCGGGACGUCUCCCUUCGGGGAUUCUUCGUCGUCUGCUGCCCCCACUGGCACCUCCCCCUUCGGUGACUCUUCGUCUGCUGUCCCCACUGGCACAUCGCCAUUCGGUUCCUCUGCCAGCCCCUCCGGAACCUCACCAUUCGGAGACUCCUCUUCCGCUGUUCCUACCGGCACGUCGCCGUUUGGUUCAUCUGGUACGACCGUCCCCACCGGCUCAUCUGCCGUCUCGGCCACUGGCUUCCCUACGGGAACUGGCUCGUUCACGCCUACGGGCUCGGUGUCGGGCUCCGCUGCCCCUACGUCGACCCCCGAUCCUGACUGCGGAGAUGAGGACACGGUGACUGUCACUGUCAUGUCGACUGUCUACGUGACUGCACCAGCUGGCACCGGUUCUGCAGCCAGUCCCACCGCGACCGGGUCUGACCCCUUCGGAUCCUCCGCCAGUCCUUCCGUGACUGCCUCCAGUGAUCCCUUCGCCACCGGAUCUACUCCUACCCCGAGCGCGACAAAUCCCUUUGGCUCAUCCUCAGACCCCUCCGCCACCGGCUCAGCCUCUUCUAACCCCUUCGGCGCCUCCUCCGGUAGUCUCACUCCCACCGGCAGCUUUGCCACGAACGUCUUCGGCGCUUCCCCCACAGACAGCAACGCUGCCAGCCCUACUACCGUGAUGUUGAACGGCGCCACCGCCACCGCAUCACUCGCGUCUGGCUCGGCCAACAUCCCAGCCGACGGCUCCUCGUCCGCCGCGACCCCCACGGACAGUGACUCCGCCGCAUCCCCCUCGGCGUCGAACUCGUUCGGCUUUGGUUUCUCCAACCGUCUCCGCAAGGCACGCCGUGGUACCUCAUUCAACGACUACGUCUCGCGCCUUGGUGCCCGCAUCGAUAGCGACGACUACGACUCGACCAGCUUCGCCCUUGAGAACACGUUCUGGAAGGCACGCCGCAGCGCCUCGCCUAUGGAUUCCGUCGCGCAGGUUGAUGCCCGCGCCAAGAGCGACGACUAUGACUCGGCGAGCUAUGCCCUUGAGAAUACCUUCUGGAUGGUUUGAUUGGGUUGUUCGUGUAUAGCGAGUGGCAAUGCAGGACAUUGGGACUGAGUGGACUUUAUACCAUAGUGUUCAUGAUGAGCUCUGGUUGUAUAGCUCCGAACUAUCUACUUUUGUAUCGAUAGCGAUUAUUUUCUGAUCGAAUACCCAUUUCCGUCGGUCAUGGUUUCCUUG
This is a messenger RNA of Coniophora puteana RWD-64-598 SS2, 1611 nucleotides long. RefSeq lists its product as uncharacterized. The transcript has 2 exons. NCBI's taxonomy places the organism in Eukaryota, Fungi, Basidiomycota, Agaricomycetes, Boletales, Coniophoraceae. The record is from RefSeq and is a predicted model, not a curated record. The coding region runs from base 166 to 1440 and encodes 424 amino acids.